CAACCCAACUGAUGGCACCACCGAGCAGGAAGAAAGAAGCCACAGGAAGAGGUGUGGAGAGGGCAGGGGGAAAACAGGCUGCUGAACAGAGCUCAGGAACAGAGGACCUGCUGGCCACAGGGCUCUGCCUGCCACGGAUGGAGACACCCAGGGUCCUGUGGGCCCUGCUCCUCUUGCUCCUAUCCUCAAGUGAAGUGAAGUCCACCACUGUGCCAGGAAAAGAAGAGCCAAGAAAUCCCUGCCAGAGCCUCCUCAACAAGCCAGACCCAUCUGAUCUCUACUACUUGAACGACACUUCCCAGUGCUUUGCUGAGUGCAGGCAGGCAGGAAGCAGCUACUUCUGUGCUCCAGGGAACCUGGAGAGGCACUGGCUACAUUAUGAGUCCUACCUGGUGGAAAAUUCACUGGAGACAGUGGACAGACCUUUCGUGAAGUCUUUGGUCCAGAACAUCAGCAUCGACACCUCAGAAGACCUGCUCUUCUCUCUGAAGCCCUGUCAGAUCCCGAGGCAGGUGAUGAAGGAUGAGGACAAGCCCUCUGACAGAGUCCGGCUUCCCAAGAGCUUCUUUGGAUCCCUGCCGGGCAACAGGUCCAUGGUGCGCUUGGCUAUAACUGUUCUGAAAAUCGGUUCGGGGAACAUCUUCAAGGGCCCUAGGCUCCUUCAGGAAGAGGAUGGCAGUGUGCUGAACAACCACGUGGUGGGCUUGAGUGUGGGCCAAGCACCUGUCACUGGGCUGUCAGAUCCUCUGGAGAUCGUCUUCUCCCACCAGCAUUACCCCCCUAACAUGACCCUCACCUGUAUGUUCUGGGAUGUGACUCAAGGGCCCACGGGAGACUGGGCCUCCAGGGGCUGCUCCACCCAGCUGGGAGCCAAGCAGACUGUGUGCAGCUGCAACCACCUGACCUUCUUCGCCCUGCUGCUGAGGCCAAUCUUGGAUAGGGCUACCGUGGAGGUCCUUACACGCAUCUCCCAGGCUGGCUGCGGGGUGUCCAUGAUAUUCCUCAUCUUUGCCAUCAUUCUCUACAUCGCUCUCAGGCUCUCCCUGCAGAGGUUCAAGUCAGAAGAUGCCCCCAAGAUCCACGUGUCCCUGAGCAGCAGCCUGUUCCUCCUGAACCUCACAUUCCUGGUCAGCAUGGGGAGCGGCUUACAGGGGUCCAGUGCCACCUGCUGGGCCCGGGGUGCUGUGUUCCAUUACUGCCUGCUCUGCACCUUCACCUGGAUGGGCCUGGAAGCCUUUCACCUCUACCUACUGUCCAUCAGGGUCUUCAACACCUACUUCAGCCACUACUUCUUGAAGCUGAGCCUCGCGGGCUGGGGCCUACCUGCCUUAGUGGUCAUUGGCACUGGGAGUGCCAACAGCUAUGGCCUUUAUGCCAUCCGUGACCAGGAGAACCGCACAUCUCUGGAGCUGUGUUGGUUCCAGAACGAAUCUGCCCUCUAUGCCACCGUCCAUGGCUACUUCUUCAUCACCUUCCUCUUUGGUGCUGUGGUGCUGGCCCUGGUGGCCUGGAAGAUCUUCACUCUGUCUAGUGCCACAGCGGGCAAGGAGAGAGGACAGAAAUGGAAGGCUGUCCUCACCGUGCUGGGCCUCUCGAGUCUGGUGGGCAUGACCUGGGGGCUGGCCAUCCUCACACCACUAGGCCCAUCCACCAUCUAUAUCUUCGCCUUCUUCAAUUCCCUGCAAGGUGUCUUCAUCUUCUGCUGGUUCACCAUCCUCUAUUUCCCAAGCUGGAGCACCACAUCCUCCUCUGGCACCACUGCCCGCCUGGACCAGGCCCACUCCGUGUCACACGAGUAGGAGGUGCAACCCUGCUCUCAUCAGCUCUGGCUCGCUGUGUGGCAUCAGUGGCUCCCCGCCUUGUUCUAGGCCUCAGUUUCCUUCUCUGUACAUUGUGGCUGCAGAGGGAGGUGACGGGGACCAGGUUGGACCAUGUGGCCUCAAAUGUCCCAGCCAGAUAUGUCUGUGGGCCUGAGAGUCCACAACUUCAGGUUUGUAAGAGACUGAAGUUCCUGUGGCCCCAAGACUCCCACCAACAAAGCGUCGCCAUCCUCCUGUCCUGCCUGCAUAGCACAGCCCUCUGGCUCUCUGCCAUUGCCCACCUUCUGGCCUCAGCAGGGGCCUGAGCCCAGAGAGUGAGUCUGUUUGGCACAGCCCCUUGAAGGAGUCCCCAGCCUUUCCCCCUCCUCUCCCUGUCACAACUCUGCCUUCUGGCUGUCUGUCCCCCUGGAGGGUAUUCAAGAGGUCAUUGACCCCUGGGGCACCAGGAGUUGCAAACUAGAAGUUAGUUUGGGGUUGAUCCUAGUCUCUGCCCAGUCACUAGUGCCCAUCCUCAUGGAAGAAACCCUACCAUUCUGGUGGCUGCCGCCGUCCAGGGGCCUGGGGACAAUGAUUUUCAGAGAUUGCCACCUAGUGUGUGUGCUCCCUGAGGUGUGUGUGUCAACUGACUGCCAGGUGGGUGGCUGGACCUCUGAUCUGCUGUCGUGGGAGGCAGAAGCAAUGGACCCAGAGCCCACACACCCAUCCAUUCAGUGCGUGGGGUCAAGGGGCAAUGGGGAAGAUGCUUGCUGGGCAGAGGGUGGACAUUCCUUUCCCAAGCAGGGACCUGGGCAGCCUCACUUACCACUCCAGCCCAGCCCGAACCCAGAGCUGGCCCAUGUCAAGCCAAAUUGGCACAGUUAUUUCAAUAAAUACUCAUAUUUGCUGGCUAAGCAGAUGGAUGUAUUGUCAGGGCCGUAAAUUAAGCCACACCCAGCUAGGGGGCAUCGCUUCCAGUAGCUGGGCCUCCUUUCCUAACUGCAGACCGUUUCCCAGUAGGAAGCAAAAAGCAGCAGAAACAGUAGAGCUAGAGGAGAGAUGCACAGGAGGGCGGACAGAGACUCGAUGGACAUGGAGAGCGACAGCUGCAGCCAGGAGAGCAUCUGUCCCCUCCCCACAAGCUUUCGUACCCACUCUGGCCUUAGCCUGCUGCCUACC
Molecule: messenger RNA, 2975 nt
Organism: Fukomys damarensis (Damara mole-rat)
Lineage: Eukaryota; Metazoa; Chordata; Mammalia; Rodentia; Bathyergidae
Gene: Adgrg3
Product: adhesion G protein-coupled receptor G3
Exons: 12
Coding region: 12-1799 (595 amino acids)
Biological process (GO): cell surface receptor signaling pathway; adenylate cyclase-activating G protein-coupled receptor signaling pathway
Cellular component (GO): membrane
Molecular function (GO): G protein-coupled receptor activity
Source: RefSeq, a predicted model, not a curated record